AUGUGCCGCUGUCUGCGCAUCCAUCCAAGCGGCUUUUACGCCUGGCUGAAGAACCCGCUGAGCAAGCGAGCCCAGGAAGACAUCCGCCAGACCGGACUGCUGUGCAAGGCCUGGGAGGAGAGCGGUAAGGUCUAUGGAUAUCGCAAGCUUCAUGACGAUCUGCUUGAUCAGGGAGAGUCGUGCUGCCUGAACCGUGUCGCGCGUCUUGCCCGGCUGGCCGGGAUCAAGGCCCAGAUCGGAUACAGGCGGCGACCGGGCAGCUAUGGCGGUAAACCUUCCAUGGUCAUCGACAAUAGCCUCGACCGACAGUUCGAUGUGGAGCAACCCGACAGGGUCUGGGUGACAGACAUCACCUACAUCAGGACACUGGAAGGCUUUGCCUAUCUUGCUGUCGUGAUCGACCUCUUUUCUCGCCGUGUUGUGGGCCUCCUCUCGGCGUUGCAAGCAACGCCUGCCGGGCAAUGGGUCGAUGCAGAGCCGUCAGACCACAGAUGUCGUGUUGCAGGCGCUGCUGAUGGCGGUAUGGCGGAGGAAGCCGAAGAACAGGGUUCUGAUCCAUUCGGAUCAGGGAUCGCAGUUCACGAGCAUGGAUUGGGCAUCAUUCCUUAG
Molecule: messenger RNA, 609 nt
Organism: Effrenium voratum
Lineage: Eukaryota; Dinophyceae; Suessiales; Symbiodiniaceae
Source: the annotation of a GenBank genome assembly